Cydia splendana is the source of this 3545-nucleotide messenger RNA. It is a transcript of the gene Wdfy2, whose product is annotated as WD repeat and FYVE domain-containing protein 2. Bases 140 to 1396 code for a protein of 418 amino acids. The record is from RefSeq and is a predicted model, not a curated record. Gene Ontology annotation, molecular function: protein binding; metal ion binding. NCBI's taxonomy places the organism in Eukaryota, Metazoa, Arthropoda, Insecta, Lepidoptera, Tortricidae. The transcript is spliced from 9 exons. Gene Ontology annotation, cellular component: early endosome.
UUAAACUAAUCCCAGAGAUAUUUUUUCGUUCCAAGAAUAGCACCCCUAAACCGGAAUGUCAAAAUAUAAUGACGUUAUUCUUUCUGUGUAAAGAGGUGGAUAGAAAUUCGUAUUUAUUUGUUGUUUAAUAUAAUUUAUAAUGGCUGCUGAAAUCAAGCCCGCACCCAGGACUCCUAACGACAGGUUUUCAACAACGAAGAAACCGGCCCUAUUGAGUAAAUUGGAAGGAUGUACAGACGAUGUCAACGCAGCGGUUGUUAUUCCUGGCGAGGAUGGAGUAAUUAGCGUUUGCGACGAUAAGACAGUCAGAGUAUGGCUAAAAAGAGACUCAGGGCAGUACUGGCCCAGUAUCUGCCAGUAUAUGCCCUCCGGCUGUACGUCCAUGUUCUACACACCUGAGACCCGUCAGCUGUUCAUUGGCCAGGAGAAUGGAACCGUCUCGGAGUUCACACUAGCUACAGAUUGUAAUAGGAUUAAUCCUACUCGCGAGUAUUUAGCGCACACGGCGCGCGUGACCGGCGUGCAGUUCUCACUGAGUUGCGAGUGGGUGCUGUCGGUGAGCCGCGACAAGCUGUUCUCGUACCACUGCAGCGAGACCGGACGCAGGAUCGGCGGGUACUCGUUCGAGGCGUGGUGCACCGCGUUACAGUUCGACUCCCAAUCGAAGUACGCGUUCGUAGGCGACUACAGCGGGCAGAUAACGAUGUUGAAGCUAGACAACAAUGGCGCCACGCUCGUCACUACACUUAAAGGACACACCGGGUCUGUGCGCGUGUUGAACUGGGCGCCGCAGCCGCAACUCCUCUUCAGCGGUUCGUUCGACCAGACCAUUAUCGUGUGGGACAUCGGCGGGCAGAAGGGCACGGCCUAUGAAUUACAGGGGCACAGCAACAAAGUGACGGGUCUCUGGUACGUCGGCAGCUGCACCCGCCUCGUGUCGGGCGGCGAGGACGGCGCGCUGGGCGUGUGGGAGAUGGGCGUGCGGCGGCGCGAGACGCCGGCGUGGCGCGAGGCGGACCUGUGCCAGCUGUGCCGCGCGCCCUUCAUAUGGAACGUGCGCGCCAUGAUGGAGAAGAAACAACUAGGACUGAGACAGCACCACUGCCGCUGGUGCGGCGCAGCUGUAUGCGCGACUUGCUCCCCGCACCGCCUGCCCCUACCCGUCAUGGGCUUCGAGUUCCCGCAGCGCGUCUGCACCGCCUGCUACGAGACAUUACGACAUGAACCUCGCGAGUCGCUAGCAUCUUUCCAUGAUAUGAAACACGCCGUGGCAUCGUUGUUCGUGGACGAGGCGACUGGGCGCAUGGUGACGGCGGGCAAGGACCGCGUCAUCAAGGUGUGGGACGUGUCAGCACUGCUAGCGCCCUCGCCGCGCGCCGGCCCCAGCGACCAGUAGCCGUGAGUCGCAACUCUGAACUCUAACCGUAUACACUGAAAGUCGAAAUUCGUUCAUCCCCGUUUCUAUCGCUGGAUUGCAAGUGAUAGAGAUGGAGAUAGAUAAACUUUAUCGCAGUAACGCUCUUGAAGAGAUACAUUUGGAUUUUGGCAACCGAUCCAUAGUUUUUUUUUUCUAUUUAUCCUAUACAUUUGUAAAUUUGGCUAUGGUUAGUACGCGAUUUUCCGGAUAUGAAAGAAAUUAUUCUAACGGAAAACUAGUAACGUGUCCGAUGGAACCCAGAUUUUUUUUGCUAAAUCGAAGGCUUGGUUUUGCUCUGGUUUCAAAUAUUAUUUUUAUGCCGAAACCGAACCGGCUGAAACAAGAUUUAUGCCAAAACCUGCCGAAACCGGAACUUCGGUCGAACACUAAUGAAAACUUACUAAUAUAAUUACUGCCAGAGUCGCACAGUAAGUGUUAAAUGUCAAACGGCAGCUUAUGACUAUGGAUCGGUUGAAAAGUCGCAACAUGAAACGUCCUUCUCUAAUUAUCAAUAAUUAUCGAUUUAUUGUGACAUAAUCGGUGAAGGUUUUACACAACGCUACAUAGAUGGCGUCAUAAUCAAUUACUAAUCGCGAGUAUUUACGAUACGGAUACUGAGCGAUCAAACCUUCAUUCAUAGGAAAUAAUGGGUUUUUAUAACUCGACAUAAAGCGACUGAUUCAUUAACAAGCAGUCCAUUGUAAUCUGAACUUUAAGACCUAGAGUUAAGAUCAUAAUUGCAUUGCACAUAGUCUAGCUAGCGAAUUUAUGAACUAACCACGCUUGUUCAAUCCUUAUAAAGAUCAAAUUUGCUAAACUGAAAACUAAAUCAUAUACUGAGAGUUUCUGAUAAGUUGUUACACCUGUGUGAGCGAGAUAGUCUCUCAUUCGUCCCGCUCUUGUCGAGAGAAGUGAAAACAACAGGGCCCUAUUUUACGCCAAAUGUUACAAUUUUGCAAGUCUAGUUUCGGACUACCUGAAAAUUUGUAACUUUGUAAGAUAGGGCCCUGUAUCUGUAGCCAGUGAAAAUAGUGGUGGCGGUAUGGCCUUUUCUUAUACGAUGUAAAAAAAUCUCUUAUGCAUCUGACAAUAGAGUCGUGGUUAGAUAUGAAGUUGUCGUUCCAUUAAUAUUAAUUAAUAUAUGUAUAUUUUUCAUACUUUCCACCACAUUUUCAUCCAGUGCUUAAGAAUUGGGGCCUGUGUCAUGAAAGGUUGUAACUAUUAAUACAAAAUUUCGUGAAACAGGCCCAUGUAAUUAAUAUCAUGUAUAUUAAGUGUUCAUAGGCAGAUGGUUACUUCGAUUGUAAAAAUCGAUUAAAUAGUGUAGUUUAUGGAUAUAGGGGCCAUUUUAUUUCCAGUUGCACAUUUAUUACCCUUUUUUUAAUUGUGUUUUCAUGUUAUUUCUAGUCAGAAUAACGAGCUGCUUCGAUCCUUAUAAGAGAAAAAGUUUCUCAAAAUUUCCAUACAUUUUAUCGAUCUUUCCAUUCCGUCACCUUCCCACAAAGUCUAUGAAAAAUGGUAACGGGAUGGGAAAAAUCUUGGGACAUUUUUUGUCUCCUAUUAGGAUCGAAUGGGCUUGUGAUUAUCCACUCUGUUUCUUUAGGUAUUAAAAAAAGUAAACAAACAAUUUGUAAAUUUUCGGGUAGUUAUAACAUUUAUUGAUUAACCAACCAACCAAAUACAAAACCGCCUGGAUCAGUCACUGAACGACCUGACUUUAACCUACCUAUUUGAUCAUGUAAUGUCUUCAACUACCCUCAACUGGCUUAAGGAGCCAUUUGAGGGUAGAUUUUGUUUACUUUUAUUUAAAUACCUAAAUAUAUAGAGUAUAAGUAGCAAUAACAUAUAAACGUCAAAAUUAAAAAAAAGUCGUGUACUUACAACUUAAAAUAAAAUGGCCGAUAGCGCAUGUAUAUCGGGUGUGAUCACUAGCGAAUCAACCCAGGGCUAGUUCUCAGUUUGUCGUUCUCUUUCCAACCAGUCAAGUGCGAAAGAGACACGAUAAACGCUACACUAGCGCCGUUCGAAGGGAUAUUAAAUAUUUACCUUCUAGAAAUUAUGAAUUAAUUAUUUAUGGAAUUGUUUAUUGGAAUAAUUGUUUUUAAAAUAUAUCUUAUAAAUGGUCCAA